GCACCGCACUUCUCUGACGCAUUUCCGUAGCGCCGGAGCAAAGGGAAGUCGUGGUGGCUGCCGGGGACCAGCCGCCGAGAAGAUGGUGCUCACCCGGUCGGCGCGGCCUCAGGCCAGGAUCCAAGCCACGUCAGCUGAAAGAUCCCAGCAGAAAAAUUCUGCUGCUGAUGGAAUUAAAGAGUGUCCAGAAAGCAGGAAGGAGUCUCAAUCUGAUGACCGAAGUACUGCUGAAUCGCAUACCACUUGGGAACAUAGUCCAGUCCCUAGAACUCCUAAAACCAGAAAGAGGAAAAGCAGAAUUGAAGGCUCCUUACCAGAGAUGAUUGAACCAUCUGCUGAUGGAGAGACUUCUGAAGCAGAAUCAAAUUGUUCUUCUGUGUCUGAGCUCCAGGAUCCCAUUGUAAGAGUAACUAGGAGAAGGCAGAUCUUAGUUUCACGCACCCCAGUGUCCAGUGUGAGGAAAAGGCUGAAAAUAACUCCAAUAAGUGAGUCUCACAGUGAAGAAGAAGUCUCUGAAGCAGAAUCUCAUGUUUCAGGUAUUUCUACAUUUGUGCCUUCCACAGUAAUAACUACAAGAGCCAGAAGAAGGGAGGCUAAACCAAGCCAGGAAUCACAUGCAGAAGAUAUUUCUGAUGCUGAGUCAUCAUGCUCAGACAUUUCUUCAUUUUCGGGAAUUGCAGUUAGGAGAGCAACCAGGAGUAUGCACAGGAAAUUACAGGCACAAACUGAGGAGAAGGAUACUAAGAUUAUACUAGGAAAGGAAAAGUGGAACUGUAAAGGUUUAGAUGAAAAGGCCAAAGGAAUAAUAAAUAAGGGAAAAGAAAUUAAUGAUAAAAGUUCUCAGUUAAACAGUCUUUCUGAGCUUCAGGACGCUAGCCUUCAGCAAUUAGUUUCUCAAAAGCAUUCAACUCCCCAGAGUAAUAAAACCACACGAGAACCCUCAAAUCUGAACUAUGAGGCUGUAAUGAAAUCAUUAGCUCAAACAUUUGCAGUUGUGGAAGUGGACAGAUGGGAUGAAGAGAGAAAGAGCACCAUAAAAACAAGUGACUCGACACAGUUUGGUGAUGAUGAAGAGUGCACAAUUAUAAGUGUCAGCAAAGACAUGAAUAAUAAAAAGAAUGUAAAUCUUGAAUGUGAUACCACACUAUGCAACCCUGAGCUCAACACAUCUCAGGAUAAAGGUGAUUCUGUUUUAUUAGUUCUCAGCAGUGAUGAAAGCCAACAGUCUGAAAACAGUGAGAAUGAAGAAGACACCGUAUGUUUCGUUGAAAAUAGUGGUCGAAGGGAGUCAUCGAAUGGAGACUUGGGAAAUAUGUCAUGUGACACUGCAUUGUUUGUAAUUGACACAACUCCUGGACUGAGUGCUGAUAAAAAUUUUUACUUGGAAGAGGAAGACAAAGCUAGUGAGGCUGCCACUGAGGAAGAAAAAGAAGAGGGAGAGGAUGAAAAAAGUGAAGAACCAUCAGACCAUGAUGUAAAUAAAGAUAAUGAGCUCAGUGAUGAAGAAGACUUAUUAAAUAGCACAAAGUCUAAACUUCUGAAGUUGACAAGCAGCAGCAUAGACCCUGGUCUGAGUAUUAAAGAAUUGGGUGGUUUAUAUAUUAAUUUCAAUGCAGACAAACUACAGUCUAACAAGAGAACCCUAACACAGAUCAAGGAGAAAACAAAAAACGACCUUCUGCAGAAAACCAUCAUUACACCUGAUUUUGAAAAAAACUACAGUGUCCCACCAUACAGAGAAUCAAAGUUUCAACUUCAGAAAAAACGCAGAGAAGAGCGACAAAAAACAGCAGGCAAUGGCUGGUUUGGUAUGAAGGCUCCAGAAUUGACAGAUGAACUAAAAAAUGAUCUCAAAGCACUGAAGAUGAGAGCUAGCAUGGACCCAAAACGGUUUUACAAGAAAAAUGAUAGAGAUGGCUUCCCCAAGUACUUCCAGAUUGGAACCAUUGUUGACAAUCCAGCUGACUUCUACCAUUCACGAAUUCCCAAGAAGGAACGGAAAAGAACUAUUGUGGAAGAACUGCUGGCUGAUUCUGAGUUCAGAAGAUAUAAUCGAAGGAAAUACUCAGAAAUCAUGGCUGAAAAAGCAGCAAAUGCGGCAGGAAAGAAGUUUCGAAAGAAGAAGAAAUUUCGCAAUUAAGAUUCACCAAGCAAACCACAGUAUUUUAUGUCUCCCCUUUAUUUAUUUACUAAAGAUGUUUUGAAAACUAACACCAUCACAUAAAGUAGACUGGCCCUGUUUAUAGGGAUUUCUGCUUGAAAAAAAGUUACUUGAGAGACUCAAUCAUGUGAUCUGUGGACCAAAAGUAGGUAGGCCUACAAAGGACCCACCCAGGCUUAAGACUUCCAAAGGGAAAGGAACCCCAACCA
Messenger RNA from Trichechus manatus latirostris (Florida manatee), 2370 nucleotides. RefSeq names its product deoxynucleotidyltransferase terminal interacting protein 2 (gene DNTTIP2). Bases 83 to 2140 code for a protein of 685 amino acids. Gene Ontology annotation, cellular component: nucleolus. Gene Ontology annotation, molecular function: RNA binding. The transcript is spliced from 7 exons. Gene Ontology annotation, biological process: RNA processing. The record is from RefSeq and is a predicted model, not a curated record. NCBI's taxonomy places the organism in Eukaryota, Metazoa, Chordata, Mammalia, Sirenia, Trichechidae.